Messenger RNA from Chaetomium globosum CBS 148.51, 555 nucleotides. RefSeq lists its product as uncharacterized. Gene Ontology annotation, biological process: hydrogen peroxide catabolic process; cellular response to oxidative stress; cell redox homeostasis. The coding region runs from base 1 to 555 and encodes 184 amino acids. Gene Ontology annotation, molecular function: thioredoxin peroxidase activity. NCBI's taxonomy places the organism in Eukaryota, Fungi, Ascomycota, Sordariomycetes, Sordariales, Chaetomiaceae. Gene Ontology annotation, cellular component: peroxisome; mitochondrion; cytosol. The record is from RefSeq and is a predicted model, not a curated record. The transcript has 3 exons.
AUGUUCCGCUCAACCCUCCGCCCCCUGGCCUCAAUGGCAACAGCCACAACCUCGCGCCGCACCACCACCACCCCUCUCCUCACCACCCUCCGCCCCGCCGCCGCCGCCCAAUCCCAAUUCCACACCUCCCCGCGCCUGCUCAUCAAGCCGGGCGACCCGCUGCCCGACACCGACGCCCUCAUGGAGAACACCCCCGGCCAGCGCGUCAACCUGGCCGAGGAGGCCCAGCGCGUCAACAACAUGCUGCUGAUCGGCGUGCCCGCGGCGUUUUCUCCGGCGUGCUCGGCGACCCAUGUGCCCGGCAUGAAAGCUUGGGGUGAGACGUUGGAUCCGGCUGGUGAUCAAGGGAUCCGUUUCUUUGCCGACCCGACCGGCCGGUUCACCAAGAUGCUGGAUAUGGCGUUCGACGGGUCGGCCAUCUUCGGUGGGGACCGGUCCAAGCGGUACGCCAUUGUCGUUGAGCAGGGCAAGGUCAAGUCGGUUGCAGUCGAGCCUGACAACACGGGUACCUCUGUGUCGUUGGCGGAGCAGGUGCUGGGCGCUGUUACCCCUUAA